CGGGUCAGUUCAGUUCAGUUUGAGUUCAGGAUCGCUCUAGCUCAGAAGCGAAUACAACUUUCUCGAUCAAAUUUAUUCCUGUAGAUUACAUUUUCGACUGUUACUGAUCCUAUAUCCCAGUUAGAGUUGUUCGUUAUUCCACAAGAUCGCAUAGAUUUGGUAAUUAUUUAGCUUUGCGAAAACCGGCCGAUCAAUACGUUCCAACCCUGACGUUUACGAUCAGCUGGUCCUUCGAGGCAGGCGCAAAGGAAACCAGGUGGCCGAACAUUCUAGAAGCGACGUUAGCGCUGUGUAUUGGAGAAGAUGGAGACAACUUCAGAACAGCUGGUCCCAGACACGAUCACACCCUUGGCGUUGCAGAGGUUGUGGGCGCGAAGAUUGAACGGAUCUACGGUACAUGAGGAGAGCGACAUCAUUGCAGAAUUGUUGGAGGAUCGUGAUGUGUUCCCUUCAGCACAAUUUGAGAGUGAUGAGACCGUGUCCAAGAGCAGAGCUUGCAGUCCGGCUCCCACCGGCUGCUUCCAGGACGCCUUCCUCUUCACGGAGCAGGACCAGAAUGCAGAAGUGCCGGGACUCUGCUGUCUUGGGCCGGUUGCUGUCUGCAAGGCAGAACCGGCGCGGGUUGUGUUGGAUGGAGCCAGCUUGAAGGACAUCCCGGCGCUGUACCGUGUCCCGGCGCCGGCACUCCAUGAGCAGCUGGUCGUUGGAGUCUGGGUGGACCCCAGAGUUACCACCGGGUACAAGUACCGUGUCCGCCCUCUGGACCAACAGAGAGGACACUACAUGUUCGGAGGCCGAGCGCUCGCGUUGCAGAACAUUGGUCGCGGCUAUGCUCGUCGCUUUACAUUCCAACCUGAUGAAGGCAAACUGAACGACAACGAGAACUACUUCUGGUCCGACUCUCGACCCGACGGGUUUGCGUUUGAGAUCGAGGUUAUCUCUCUUGGGGACAAGUUCACAGUGUUUGAUGCGAACAACGUCGCCGUCGCCAUCUUGGAAGUGGUGGACGCCAAGGCCUCCCAAGAAGAAUUGGACCACAAGGUUCUCAAAGACGGAACCAUCCAGAAGAUGGUGAGGGUUCGUCUGUUGGUCAAGGUGGAGUGGUUUGAAGACUGCGGAGCUGUUGUGGUUCCGAUGAGCGGAACUGCCACAGCUAUUCGGGACAAGAAGGGAGGAGUUGCUCGGGUGACGGGUGUCUCCCGGGUGAUGAUCGGGUCCCACCCAAGGAAGGGUUUCACCCUGACACCCGGAAUCAACAACAAGGAGAGAUCCACUGUUGUUCACGGAGUCAGUAUCGGAGACGUUCCUACGAGAUACACUGUCUUCGGACUUCAACCCUACGAGAUGCCCGUCAUUGGAACAUACAUCGACCCCAGGAUCAUGCCUGGUUUCGAGUACCGCGUCCGCAUGGCAGGACCUCCUCGCAAACACUUCUUCCAAGGCAGAGCGCUGAGGCUUGUCAGUGUUGGGGCAGGUUACGGAAAACGCAUCACUUUCGCUCCCGACGUUCUCAACGAACCCGAGAACUACUUCUGGAGUGACACUCACCCAGAUGGUUUAGGCUUUGAGAUCCGAGCGGUCCACGUAGGCCAGAGGUUCCACAUCUUGGCCGGAGGUCUGUACCUCGGAGAAGCUCACGUGUUUAGAGCUGACGCCGCUCAGUAUGAGGAGAAACAAGAAGUGAUCCGCCAAAAAGACGGCACGACCAUCGUGAAGUAUGUCCACGUCGAUGUGACCUGCCACGUCAAGAUGGAUACGACGCGCGCCGGCGUGCCAACCACAUGCGAUUCCCACACCAUGCGAGUGUCUGGCACGGCAGUGGUGGCGCGCAGGCCACGCCAGUCUCGCGCAGACCUCCUCAGAGUAGAGAACAUCGGUCUCGACUCUCAACUCAACUUACUUUUCGUCAUCCAACAAGCCGAGCUGACCUUCCACCCUGUCUCUCGUUAAUCGUUGUCCGAGAGCUUCUCGUAGCUGUUCAAGUCGAUGUCUACCACUACGGCUGACUCAACCGUAAUUGCAGUAAGAUCGCGGAAAUUACAAAAAAUAAGACUGAAUCGCUUUUGUUACGUUGAAUCAUUUUGUUAUGAAGUAAAAAUAUUUAUUCUUUUAUUUGGAAAAUGUAACUUGUCGAUAACCUCGAUUGUUUCAAUCUUGGGGCCUUACACCUUGGAGCUAUUGCGAGUAAUCAGUAUUUUAUAGUGGUAAGAGUUAAGCUGAUGACAGUAUUGAUUUUUUUUCAGAAUACUGUGGUAAUGGGCUCAGCUUUUGAUUUAUGCUUAGAUUUCGUUCCUUUAAUUGGACGACACUUUUACAUUCAAGCUGGUAUUGUAUUGUUACUCGAUUUCAGUGAUUUCUACAUUUUAUUCCAUGUAUACCUGAUUUGUUAGUACACAUAAUACUGAAUAAACUAAUACCAUACUGA
Molecule: messenger RNA, 2425 nt
Organism: Macrosteles quadrilineatus (aster leafhopper)
Lineage: Eukaryota; Metazoa; Arthropoda; Insecta; Hemiptera; Cicadellidae
Exons: 8
Coding region: 304-1950 (548 amino acids)
Source: RefSeq, a predicted model, not a curated record